AAUUGAGUGUGUUUUUGUGGGUCAAAGAAAUGAAGCAAAACAAUAUUACAAUGCACGUGGAAUUUAGUGCAGAAGUGGGAAACGGAAAAUAUUUUGCACUGGAUGAUAUAAAGUAUCUUCAGUGUGCAGAUGCUGAAAAGUGUACAUUUGCUAUGGACAAAUGCUUCUGGAAUAACAAACAUGACAGCAAGUUGCAGUGGCAAGUCAAACAAUUUUCAAAUACGCCAUUCCACCACGCUUUAGUUGCAAACAUUUCAGACCCAGUGUUUAUUACUGCAUCUAUUGGAAAAGUUAGCGCCAGCUUUGAGGGACCAAUCACAUACACCAGUGAACACCUUUGUUUUAUACGAGUCUCAUACUCAUUUGCACCAUCACAGUCUGCUUUGAAGCUACGCUUCUUGAACAAUUCAAAAUUAGUGCCAAUUUCUGUUCAACCGAGUUUGAGUAAAUUGUCAGUCGAAUAUUUUGUUCAAUAUGGCUUUUUGAGUUUCGUUAAUCUUGAAGCUCAAUGGACCAAAGAUGUUGGAUCAUUUAUUGUAUACAGUUUGCAGUAUCUUCGUUGCCAUUAUUCAUCAUUUGAGAGCAUGUCAAAGUGGCAUGAUGUGUCACCAUCACAACACUCUAACUGGUCAAUCAUUCAUGUUUCUGAAAACAACACGUCGUUGAUGCCACCAGUUGAUCACACGUAUGGAGAACACCAAGCAGGGACUUAUGCUCUUGCCACAGGAGUAUCAGGUUUUGAUGCUGUUGGAACUUUUGGCACUAUGUUAUGGUCAAAUGUAUGUGGACUACGUUUCUGGUAUUUUGUGUCUGAGGGUGUUGCUCGGUUGGAGUUUUAUGUUUAUAAUACGUCUGGGGUGCUUGUUACUACUUUUGAUGAAAAAGUCAGUGGAGUGACAGAACGAUGGCUGUUUGCAGAAAUGGCUGUUGGAUAUGAUUUGUUUGGAUCAGAGAUUGAAGUAGUGGCAUCUUCUGCAAAUGGGAAUUCAUUCUCGGUUGCUGUAGAUGAUAUAGAAUUUACUGAAUGUGCUGAUUUUCUUUCCUGUUCAUUUGAAAGAGAUCUCUGCUUUUGGAGUAAUGCUGAUGAUUUCUCUACUGCUUUAUCUUGGACUCGCUGGCGUGGACCGUCUCCAAUUGUUAACUCUACUUUGGUAUCAGACCAUACACGUGGAACUCCACGUGGACAUUAUCUAUUGCUGCUUCCUGUUUACAACAAUUUCUCAUCACCUUUCAAUGCCACUGCAGUUCUGCAAGGUUUACCUCUCAGCACGAAGUCAGACGUUUGUGGCAUUGAGUUUUGGUAUCACGUGACGUCGUCAGGAGAGUCAGUUGUACUACAGGUCAGUCUAGAGAGUGAAUCAGACCAACGGAUCAUUUGGGAAUAUGACAGUUCUGAUGAUGAGGAUAUGAUGUGGAGAGAAGUGACGGAGAUGUUUGUAUUGCAUGAUGUAAGUCAUGUGCAGUUCAUGGCGAGAAGCAGCGAUUACCUUAGAACAACUAUUGCUCUUGACGACGUCAGAUACUUGGAAUGUGAAGGUGAUUCAGGAAUGGACAUUCCUACAGCAUCAGAAUUACCUUCUUGGGUUUCAUCUUCAAUUACAACUUUGACUACUGAUCAUUCUACUUCUGUCACAUCUGCACAUGCCACCACUCCAGUUGUAGUUACAACUUCAAGAGAAGCACGUUCUGCAUCUUUAAGAGAGACACAUCCUACUCGUCUGCAAUCGUCUACUGAGACACCCUCUAUAUCUCAUGAAACAAAACAACAACCUACAGCCAGCACUUCUAACACUAAGAAGCCUGCUGCUCGUGGCAAGAAAUCUAGUGGCAGUGGCAUGUCUACAGCAGCAAUUGCAGGUGGAGCUGUUGGUGGUGUCAUUGCUAUUCUCUUGAUAAUCAUUAUCGUCAUUCUACUUACUCGAUAUCACAAAAAUGAGCAACACAAAAACAAAAAUACCUCAAACAAGGACCAACUAACAACCAUCCACAAUCCAGCUUAUAAUCCCACCAAUAUAUCACGCAAUGCAUCUCAUUAUGCUCUUGUGUCUAACAUACAACACAGUGAUGGUGUAUAUGCUGAAGUAGAUGGAGGGAAGAACAAAUGUGAUAUGUCAGCGAAUCCUCUUUAUCAACAUAGCAGUUGUGGCGAUCAGGAAUAUUCGACAAUUGAUGAGACUAGCAGGAGUGGGGGUGCUCGUGAAUCAGUGAAUAUCUUAUACGAUUCAAGCGAUAAACCGCAACAUCAACGCAAGAGCAAAUCAUCAGAGAACGUUUUGUACCAAUCAUCAUAUGACCAGCUUCAACAUGGAGAGAAGGAAUGGAAGGAUGCAGCUCCUAAUGACUCACCACCUAGAACCACGAAUUCUGCUGUUAACCAAGCAGACGGGAGUGAGACAGACUAGAUGUGGAUGAUAUGUCUCAUCAUGUUAGCAGUGUCUAACACUUGAGUUGUCAUUGUACACGACGACCAAUUGGCAUGGGGUUGAUAUGAUUUGUAGGACACUAUUUCAUGUUAUAGUUGAGGAAAUUAAUUUGUAUUGUUUAAUAUGACAAUGAGUGUAGAAAAGGUGAAAAAAGGUGCUUUUAAAUUUGGUCUUGGAGAGAGAGA
This is a messenger RNA of Corticium candelabrum, 2608 nucleotides long. RefSeq names its product MAM and LDL-receptor class A domain-containing protein 2-like. The record is from RefSeq and is a predicted model, not a curated record. The transcript is spliced from 14 exons. Gene Ontology annotation, cellular component: membrane. Bases 30 to 2402 code for a protein of 790 amino acids. NCBI's taxonomy places the organism in Eukaryota, Metazoa, Porifera, Homoscleromorpha, Homosclerophorida, Plakinidae.